Messenger RNA from Cariama cristata (Red-legged seriema), 1032 nucleotides. Its product is annotated as AMP deaminase 3-like. The transcript has 5 exons. The record is from RefSeq and is a predicted model, not a curated record. Gene Ontology annotation, molecular function: AMP deaminase activity. Gene Ontology annotation, cellular component: cytosol. The annotation marks the transcript as partial. Gene Ontology annotation, biological process: IMP salvage; AMP metabolic process. NCBI's taxonomy places the organism in Eukaryota, Metazoa, Chordata, Aves, Cariamiformes, Cariamidae.
GAUGCCGAGACAAUUUCCAAAGCUGAACAUCUCUGAGGUUGACGAGCAUGUGCGACUUAUGGCAGAGAAGGUAUUUGCUAAAGUUCUCCGAGAAGAAGACAGCAAAGAUGCCUUGUCACUAUUCACUGUGCCUGAAGACUGCCCUAUUGGGCAGAAGGAGGCCAAGGAAAGGGAACUGCAGAAGGAACUGGCAGAACAACAGUCUGCAGAAACAGCUAAAAGGAAGAAAAGUUUCAAGAUGAUUCGAUCCCAGUCUUUGUCAUUACAAAUUCCAUCUCAGGAAUGGAAAGCACCAUCGACCAAUCCUGUUCUGACUCCUGCAACGCCAGGUCUUCCAAGUGCUUUUCUGCCAGUCCAAGUGCCAUAUGAUGUACCAGAGUUUCAGAGAGUUUCAAUUAGCGGGGACUACUGUGCAGGGGUUACAGUUGAUGAUUAUGAACAAGCUGCCAAGAGCCUGGUGAAAGCUCUUCUCAUUCGAGAAAAGUAUUCACGUCUUGCCUACCAUCGCUUCCCAAGAACAACAUCUCAAUAUUUGUGUAGCAUGCAAGAUGAAAAAUGGAAGGUUGAAGAUGAAGUGUAUCCAGAUUUCCAUUCACCCCCAGAAGAAAAUGAAGAUCCUUACAAUCUUGAUGAUUCUCCAGACAAUUUGGAUUAUGUUAUCAAGAUGAAAGGUGGCAUUCCCUUUGUUUAUGAUAACAAAGAAAUGAUGGAACUCAAUGAACCUCGGAGUCUGCCAUAUCCUGACCUGGAGACCUAUACCGUUGACCUGAGCCACGUUCUUGCUCUAAUUGCAGAUGGUCCAACAAAAACAUAUUGUCAUCGGAGGCUUAACUUUUUAGAAUCUAAAUUUAGUUUACAUGAGAUGUUAAAUGAAAUGUCGGAAUUUAAAGAACUAAAGAGUAAUCCCCAUCGAGACUUUUAUAAUGUGAGAAAGGUAAGUGUGAAAAGGAUUAAAGGCAUGAUGUUGAUUUUUAGUAGGAGUUCCAGCAAUUCUGCUUUCUUGUGUGAGGUGUAUAUGAUAUGCAUGAAGUG